This is a messenger RNA of Capsella rubella, 1726 nucleotides long. Its product is annotated as mediator of RNA polymerase II transcription subunit 1. The transcript is spliced from 3 exons. The record is from RefSeq and is a predicted model, not a curated record. The coding region runs from base 26 to 1480 and encodes 484 amino acids. Lineage: Eukaryota; Viridiplantae; Streptophyta; Magnoliopsida; Brassicales; Brassicaceae.
AAAAACAAAAAAAAACAAAAACAAAAUGGCAAAAAUUUCAUUAGGGAUAUGUCUAAUGUUAGUAAUAGCAUCAAGUGUGAUCUAUGAAGCGCAAGGAACGUUCUUAUUAAAACUUUACUUGAAGAAGAACUUCCCAAGAAAAUGUAACGAGUUUACGCCUUUUGCUAACAAAGGUAUGUUGACGUUUGUGACCAACCUUGAAGAUAAUUGUCCCGCAACCGCGGAGUUCAAGAACUUCUUUACACAGUUCAAAUCUUACAUGUCCUUCAUCGAAACUGCGUCAACCUCAACGAAAAACAUUGACGCCGAGAUGACAUCCAAAUGUGAUGGACUAUUCAAAGCUAUGUCUGCGAUGAGCAGUGGUAAAGGCACAAAAUCAGCGGAUGCUGGUGGUCUAAAAGCUACCAUGUUGUCAAUGGGGAAAACUUUGGUUGAGCAGAAGAAGAAUACAAAGAUAAUGACAUUGAAGCAAAAGAAAGAGUUGAUCAUUUCUAUGGUGAAAUGGACUAAAAUGCUCGCUACAUUCGUGAAGUCGGCCUCCGAGAAGAAAGGAAAGACCAUCAAUAUAGCGUCAUAUGGCCUUGAUGUCGAUGUUAAUGACAGUUCUAUUGUUGGAACAACCGAAAGUAGGACAUCCUCAUCAACUAAAGCUGGAGCUGUUUCUACCGGUAGUAGUGGAAGUGUUUCUACCAAGACAAAAGUAUCCAGCAAUGGUGGAAGUUCUGGUGGAGCUAACAAAGACACUAAAGCUAAAAAUUCAGGCAGUCCAAGUGGAAGUCCCAAGGCUAAGCCUUCUGAUUCAGGAUCUGCUGGUGGUAAAGCCACUUUGAAGGGAAGUGCAAGUGCUAAAGAGAACACAAAUGCUGCAGGAGGCCUAAGUGGGAAAAGUAGCUUUUCGACUAAUACAGCAUCACAGAGAUCAAGCGAAAGGAAAAGCCAAUCAUCAAGACAAAGUUCAUUUAAGAGCUCAUACAAGAUAUCAGUGAAACAAGUUGAAAGUGAGACUUCCAAAGAAGUAAUGUCAUUCAUAAUGCAACUCGAGAAGAAGUAUUCCGCAAGGGCGGAAUUCAAGAUUUUCUUCGAGAAAUUGAAGGCUUCUAUGCAAGCUUCCUCAAGCAUUGCUUCCAAAACCUCAAAGGACUAUGUCUCUGCCACAUCAGCAGCCACCAGUAAACUAACUGAAGCCAUGGCUUUAGUUGGUUCAAAGAAUGUCAAAUCAGCAAAGAUGAAGAGCAACAUGGAAACAAGCAAAGAUGAAAUGAUCAAGUGUCUCAAACAAAUACAAGACAUCAACAGCAAAAUCUUGAGUGGCAAGACAGUGUCAUCAACACAACAGUCAGAGCUCAAGCAAACAAUCACAAAGUGGGAAAAAGUCACCACCCAGUUUGUUGAGACUGCUGCUUCUUCAAGCUCAUCUUCAUCCUCAUCUUCUUCUGCUUCUCAGCAGCAAGGCAGUGCAAGGAUGAUCAAAACCAACUAAGUUCAAAAGGCUACAAGUUGCAUUAAUGCGCCAAAAGAUCACCAAGAAAGAGAAAACCAAUACUAAUGCCAAAAUAUUACAAUAUGUAGCUAAUUACUAUUAGAUCAUUUUUUUUUGUUUACUGUAAAUAAAACUAAAAAUCGGUAUAAACCGAUGUGUACAAGUCAAAACUUUGUAAAAAAAAAAGCAUAUAGACUGUAACCCCAUUGUAUGGUAACAUACAAAAGUGAGUGAUAUACCCAUGAA